AGAGUCUGUCUUACAUUUUUUUGGAGCUGGUAUAUAUGCUAACACUAGUAUAUUAGAUUGAAACAAAUAUUCUGUUGACAGGAAAGUUUCACAUAUUUUGACUAUUUUUGAGUAAAGGAAUUUAAAAAAAAAAAAAAAAAAAAAGAGUCUUUCUGUCACUCACAUGAAUGUCAUGACUGUAGCGUCAGUGGAUGGAAGUGAAAGCUGCUCUUCCUCUUAUCACAUUCCAGCAGAGAUUUUUAUUUUGUCAGUGGUCGAUGUGAUGAAAUUAAAACACACCGUGAACCGACAUCUUCUCUGCAUUUCAAAAGUGGAUCUUAACCAUAACCUUCAAAGAAGAUGAAGGCGUUUGUGGUUUUUCUGCUCCUCUUACAUGCUUCCCAGCAUGCACUGGCUGUUGUGGUGCAGGCGUAUGAGGGGGAGCCAUCCACCCUGCUGCCCUGUCAGUUUUAUGACCAUUUUCCUAUGAUGCCUGAAGACCCCAUAGUAUCUUGGAUUCGCAAUGAUCUCAAUCCCAAAAUCAUCCAUCAACUUAACGAUGAAGGUGAUGAUCUUAAAGAGCAGAAUGAACAUUACGAAGAACGCUCAUCAAUGAAAACUAAUGCUCUAGACUCUGGAGACUUCAGCCUCACUCUGAGAAAACCACAGAUAUCUGACAGCAGCAACUACACCUGCACCAUCUGGACAGGAUAUGAAGAGCUGAGAUUAACAGAAAUACAGCUGCAGGUCAAAGAUGAUCAGGUGGUGGUGGAGGCACGGAAGGGGGUGGGGUCUGUCAGACUGCCCAGUAAAACAUCACCUCAUCUGCCUGAAGACACCAGAGUGGAGUGGACUCUCCUUGACCCUGUAAAGAUGUUGGUCCAAGUGGUCCGUGUGUAUCAGAAUAAGAGUGAUGACCUUAGAACACACACCUCAUGGGCUCACACAGAGAUGGAUAAAGACCUGCUGAAAACUGGAGACCUCAGUCUGACCAUUAAAUAUCCCACAGACAGAGACAGAGGAACAUACAUCUGCACCUUCUAUGUGAAAGGAGACACCAUGAAACAGAGAAUAGAGCUACAUCCUGAGAAUCUUAUACCUGUGGUCAUGUUUUUCCUUAGUUUCUCACUGUUUUGGGCUAUCAUCAUUGUCCUCUAUUACAGAUGGGAUAAAGAAAGACAGAAACCGAGAAAUCGACAUCACGCUUGAAUGACCACCCACAAAGUCCGAUUGCUCUGUACAUCCAACUUUGUUUGAAAGAACAUGGAAAUCCAGGACCAAAACUAAAAUUACUACAGAUGAAAAGGAUAUUCAUCUGUAACACUGAAUUUUUUUUAAAUUUUUUUUUUUUUUAUCAUUUUAUUAUUUUUAACAAAAAUGCUGCACAUUUGUCUUUCUCUCAGUCUUAUCAUUAUUUGUCAGUGACUGAAACUUAACACUGUGCUGCUUGUUAUCCCUUUCUAACAGCUGUUUUUAUUUUGCCAACAGUUGAUAGGAUGUGGUGAAAUUAAAACUGGCUGUGAGCUGAUGUUCUCCCUAUGUUACAAACAUACAAAUGAAGUCAGUUAAAUGUGUUACAGAGUUCUGAUGAGCAUGAUGGAGUCCAUUAAUGAAGAUGGAUGUGUUUGUGGUGUUUCUGAUUCUUGUACAUGGUUAAGAUGAUCCUCCUGAUCAGACAAAGUGUGUUUAAUCUUUCUUUAUCUCUUUAACUUUAAUAUGACAUUUUUAAAAAAAGUAAAGAAUAUGCAUCAAGGCACUAUAUUAAAGA
This is a messenger RNA of Sphaeramia orbicularis (orbiculate cardinalfish), 1747 nucleotides long. RefSeq lists its product as uncharacterized. Gene Ontology annotation, cellular component: external side of plasma membrane. Bases 340 to 1188 code for a protein of 282 amino acids. NCBI's taxonomy places the organism in Eukaryota, Metazoa, Chordata, Actinopteri, Kurtiformes, Apogonidae. The transcript has 5 exons. Gene Ontology annotation, biological process: positive regulation of T cell proliferation; T cell costimulation; cell surface receptor signaling pathway. The record is from RefSeq and is a predicted model, not a curated record.